AUGGCCGGCUGGUGGUUGCUGCUUCGUUUAGAGAGGUGGGUGGUGUGCUGGCAUUGCUGGGAGGAGGAGGAGGAGGAGGAGGAGGAGGAGGAGGAGGAGGAGGAGGAGGAGGAGGAGGAGGAGGAGGAGGAGGAGGAGGAGGAGGAGGAGGAGGAGGAGGAGGAGGAGGAGGAGGAGGAGGAGGAGGGUGCAAGGAGGAGGUUAGUGCAUCCUGCAUGGAGGGAGGCCCUGUGA
This is a messenger RNA of Closterium sp. Yama58-4, 234 nucleotides long. Lineage: Eukaryota; Viridiplantae; Streptophyta; Zygnematophyceae; Desmidiales; Closteriaceae. The record is from the annotation of a GenBank genome assembly.